AUGUUAUCGAAUUCUCCACGCUCUCCCUCUUCUCCAGACCUGAUACUCACGCCAACAAAAGCCACGAGAACUGUCUCGCGAUCAAGAACGCUCCCGCUGAGAAUGAGUCCAGGUAGGCGUGCCAGCAUCCCCACGCUGGAGGGCGUAUCUCUCGAAAUAUCCAAGCUGGAGCGUUUGCGAAGGUGGAUAUUAGGGCUGGCAAUAGUCAACUUUGACCUUGACCUCGGCCCUGUCCUGACUUGUGUAUUUCCGCCAGCUCACUUAUUACCCUCGGAGGUAGAAAACAUAGCGUUUUCUGCUUUUCCCGACUCCCCUCAGUUUGAAGAAGGAUCUCAAAUUCAUUCAUUCAGAAUACGGGAAAGCUCGUCCCAGGAAAAGCGCGGGUCAUUGAGCGAGCCUCGCUCGACAUCACUAUCAGAUGGAUACAUCUACGGCUACUCGCACUUCAGCCAGCGCAAAAAUCUUUCUUUAAAGCGCGGUUAUGAACAGCGCUCUAUCGUGAUACUCAGUCACUAUCCGUACCCCGCUCUAUUCUUUCAUGUCAUAUCGAAGCUAGGACCCUUAUUUCACACACACGGGGACCCGAUACUGGAAGUCGCGUGCCAUAAUAUAGCUAACUGGCCCAGCCCUGCGCCUAGUACAACGAUAGAACUGGGAUUCCUUGGUUCAGUUUUCCACGCAGAAUUACCCCUGAGCCUGGACGAGCAGCAGCUGAGCAGCACAGCCCAUCUUCAUAGUCAAACGGAGCAAGAUACCCAUAUCCUCGUCUCCGCUCCCCCACCCACUCCGCCGCCGUUGCUUCUGUUCGAGGCUUCAUUCUCCCACUUAUGGACCAUUUGGGAGGUCCUUAUACUCAGCGAACCAUUGCUAGUGUAUGGACCUUCUCCCGCUAUGACAAGCCAGGCCGUCUGGUGGCUCCGCGAUCUUUUUCGUCCGAUACCGUGGCCGGGCGAUUUCCGACCGUAUUUCACAAUUCACGAUAAGGAACACAACGCCCUUGUAAACAACAAGCGGCCGAAAGCUGGCUUAUUGCUUGGAGUCACUAACCCUUUUUUUGAGCGUGCAUGUAAACACUGGCCACAUAGUCUUAGUCUCGGAAAGCCACGCCCAAAAGGUACGAAGAGUAUGACUCCAAUCGCCGCCGGUCAGUCGCCGGGGUGGAAAACCAAAACACACAAACGCUACACAUUGAAGGACCGACAAUUACUUCAAGAGAUGGAGGACGCUGUCCAGAGUGGACCACAGGCCUUGGACACAGCCUCCGCAAACAUGAGACGCCAUUUCUCGUCCCGUACAGCCGCACUACUCGUCCCAUUCAACCGCUAUCUCAACACGCUCAUCCCAUCCCCUUCCGAGGCCUUGCACAGCUCGAGGUCGGACCGCACUCCACGCCUCAAGCCGUUCAACAACGUCAACUUCCUCGCGUCACUCAAAACCCACGGCACUCCAUUACCUUUUCGGUCAAACAGCAAACAACGAGAGUUUUACGAGAGGUGGCUGCGUACCCCGGCAUUUGGACUGUGGCUUGCAAGACAAGAGGAGGUCGUGGAGAGGGUUUUGAGGGAGAAUGCCGAACGAGGUCUGGGAGGGCAAUCAUAG
Messenger RNA from Heterobasidion irregulare TC 32-1, 1599 nucleotides. RefSeq lists its product as uncharacterized. Gene Ontology annotation, molecular function: guanyl-nucleotide exchange factor activity. NCBI's taxonomy places the organism in Eukaryota, Fungi, Basidiomycota, Agaricomycetes, Russulales, Bondarzewiaceae. The transcript is spliced from 9 exons. The coding region runs from base 1 to 1599 and encodes 532 amino acids. The record is from RefSeq and is a predicted model, not a curated record. Gene Ontology annotation, cellular component: recycling endosome.